CAGAUCGUAUAAAAUUCUCAAUUGAGUGAUCGCAUGCGAGGCGUGUGGGACCAAUCAUGUAUGUGCUAUGUAUAACCAAAACCCCUCCAAAAGUACAAGAUGGCCUUAGCUAAGAAUAUUUUAAACUCGGCCUCCUAUAAGGCACAAUUUCAUUCAAUCAACGAGUAGUUCAUUUAACUCACCUUUCAACACAUGUCUAAAAAAGGAGUACCUAGCAUUUUUCUUUCGAACACUACGUGAAAUUGAUGACAUGUGUACGCAGAAGCACCGCGCUCAUACUCUCACAUCAUGGGCGACAUUACAACGAGAUAGGAGAUGUAGAAGAUUGGUGGCAAAGUGACACUUUGAGUUCAUACGAGGAGAAAGCCCAAUGUUUCGUCGAUGCUUAUGGCAAUCACAGUUCAAACUUUGGUAAUAUUACUCAAACGACCGACAGCGUACAUUCGUUAGGAGAGAAUAUCGCGGAUAACGGAGGAUUCAGGGAAUCACUUUUGGCUUACAGAAGAUGUGUGGCUAAAUAUGGAGAGGAACCGAUUCUUCCUCACUUUGAAAACUUUACUCAUGAACAGCUCCUGACACUAGCAUUUGCCAACGUGUGGUGUGAAAAUCCAACGAAACUUUCUGCGGAGAAGAUCCGAAAAGACGAGCACAGCCCAAGGCCUUUUCGUGUGAAUGUAGUAUUCCAAAACUCCGAAGAGUUCGCUGAUAUUUGGAAAUGUCCGAAAGGCAGCAAAAUGAACCCGAACAAAGAGAAAUGUUCUAUUUGGUGAUUUCCCAACAGGAUUUCCGUCCAAGUGGAUGCAAUACAACGCAAUUUUAAAAUCAUUCAGCACUUUACUGUUCAUUUACGAGUAACUUGAAAAUAAAACGUAACUUG
Messenger RNA from Planococcus citri (citrus mealybug), 877 nucleotides. RefSeq names its product neprilysin-like. The coding region runs from base 246 to 770 and encodes 174 amino acids. NCBI's taxonomy places the organism in Eukaryota, Metazoa, Arthropoda, Insecta, Hemiptera, Pseudococcidae. Gene Ontology annotation, biological process: protein processing. Gene Ontology annotation, cellular component: plasma membrane. The record is from RefSeq and is a predicted model, not a curated record. Gene Ontology annotation, molecular function: metalloendopeptidase activity. The transcript is spliced from 4 exons.